Messenger RNA from Vicia villosa (hairy vetch), 799 nucleotides. RefSeq lists its product as uncharacterized. Bases 93 to 452 code for a protein of 119 amino acids. The transcript has 2 exons. The record is from RefSeq and is a predicted model, not a curated record. Lineage: Eukaryota; Viridiplantae; Streptophyta; Magnoliopsida; Fabales; Fabaceae.
ACAUCCACAAGUUAUGGAGAACAAGUAAAAGAUUAGAAAUUUUCAUGCAAAAAAAUUAGAGAAGUUUUCUUUUUAUUAUAAUUAUUAUUAUUAUGGAAGUUGCUAUUGAAUUGGAUGAUGAUUUAUUUUUUGCAAAUUUGAGCAAAGAAAUUGCUCUCUUAAUUAUGGAUGAAGAUGAAGAUCCUCUUGUUUCUCAACCUCAAAACUCUCUUCAGUUUAAUUUUCAGGCUUUUUCUAGAGCAAUUCAUCCUCCUCCACAGUUUGAUAUCUUCUAUGAGCAAGCUUUGAUGAGAAGAGAAAGCAAAGGAACAGGAGUGUUUAUUCCACAAGCAACACAGCCAAGAAGGAAGAACAAGAAAGGAAGAUCUAAUUCAUACUCAAAAUAUCCAAAACAAUCUCAAGGCACAAGAAUGGAUUCUCAAGUUCAUAACAAGAAUUCUUUGAAACAGUGAAAAUAUGGAUGAAGUUAUUUAUAUAGAUCCUUCUAGUUAAAGCUGCAUGAUUUUAUAAUCUCUAGUGAUUAAUUUGAUUAUUAUAUUGUUCAAUAAUUUAUGUGUUUAAUUAAUUCUUUAUAGCCUUUAGGCAAUAAUUGUAUGGCUAAUUAUUAAGUUGUAUUGAUAUUUAUAUAAAGGUGAGUAUGUACAUGAGAUGGGUGGGAAAACCAUUUUUAAGUAUAUACACCAAUAUAUAUUAGUCAUCUUAUAGGAGGGUUCAACAACCAAAGGUUUUGUAAUCUUCCACUGCGUGUAAAAGCAUUUUGUGGCUAUCUAGUUUUCUAUGAUAGAUAAGUUUGUCCUUC